Eimeria necatrix is the source of this 627-nucleotide messenger RNA. RefSeq lists its product as hypothetical. The transcript has 2 exons. The record is from RefSeq and is a predicted model, not a curated record. Bases 1 to 627 code for a protein of 208 amino acids. Lineage: Eukaryota; Apicomplexa; Conoidasida; Eucoccidiorida; Eimeriidae.
AUGCUGGCUGCUGCUGCUGCAGCAGCACAUGCAAGUGACGCAGCAGCAGCAGCUGCUGCUGCUGCUGUAAGAACUUCAGCUGCAAAUGACGCAGCAGCAGCUGCUGCUGCUGCUGCCUUGAAGCAGCAGCAACAGGGCAUAGCUGCAGCCCUCAAGCAGCAACCCCAGUGGCAGUUAGGAGUCCCGGGCCCCAGCAGCAGCAGCAGCAACAGCAGCAGCAGCAGUAAGCAUGAGCCCUACAGCAGCAGCAGCAGCAGUAUUGAGCAGCAGCUGCACAGCAGGUACAGCAGCAGCAGCAGGCAGCACCAGAAAAGGAUUGGCGAGUUGAGACACAAGGGGAGAGAAGUCCAAAAACGCGAGCAGAACCGCAGCAGCAGGCAGCAGCAGCAGCAGCAGCAGCAGACACACCAGUUACAGCAGCAGCAGCAGCAGCAGCAGCAGCAGCAGCAACUACUGCUGAGUAAGCCACGAACUACUAAAGACGCAGCAGCACCAGCACCGUCCUCUGCAGCAGCAGCAAAAUCUUCAGGAGCUGCAGCAGGCGCAACUCUGGCAGCAGCUGCAGCAGAAGCAACUCUAGCAGCAACUGCAGCAGCAGUGCAAGAAGCAGCAGCAGCAGCAGCAUAA